GAAAUAUGAUUUAAAGGGGACGAACGAGCGUGCCAGAAGACUAAAGGCACGGGUAGUCCCUCUUACACGUCGUUGACAUUUUUUGUUUCUUUGUUAAACAAAACAGAUAGAUUCCAUGUUGCUGUGCGUCUUUUCAGUAACUGAUCACAGAAAAUGUAAUAAGAAAAUAAGUGACACAGUCGCCUAACGGCUCGUGUAACGCUUGUUUGUUCUUGCAAUAUUUUGGCGUCAUCUAUGAUCUAUUACUGAACAGACGCACGGCAACAUGGAAUCUAUUUGUUAAAUUAAAUAACAGUGUCUCAUGCUACCUCUAUCUAGGUCGAUCGCUUGUUGUUACCUUUCUCCAAUGAUCUCAUCUCCAAGGCACCCGUCAAAAAAACUUUUAAGCUUGACAAACUGUCACGCCUAUUGAGUAUGUAUUGUCUUUCUCCAUAAUAACCUGUCGGCGGUCACUCCAGAAUCUUGGGCCAGGAAAAUAUCACACCUUAUCAAGAGAGAUCAUCAAAUGGUCUUCUAGUAGCAUAACCGAUCUGUGGAUUGCUUGUUGCAGUUUGCCCGGAUAAACGUUUCGUAGCUUACUGUUACUUAAGGGAUGUCAGGCUGGGAACUAAAUACAAUACAGCGUGGAAAAUAACUAAAGAACUUUUGUAACCAGCAAUCAGUUUAUGGUGUGUGGGAGACAACAUUCCAACGGUGGAGUUUAAGAAAAUAAGCUGGGCCCUGGUAUGGGGUCGUAUUCUGAUUCUAGUGGGCUCUUUCCUGACGUGCGAGGCGGUAAUCUCGAGUGGUGGAAUUCUGGGAUGCAAGCCAUGUGCAAUAGAUGACUGUAAGAAUGAGACAGACUGUUUACUUGGUUCCAUCAUGGACCUGUGCAACUGCUGUACUAAGUGUCUACGAGUUAAUGGUCAGACGUGUGGUGGUACUGGCUACAUCAUUGGCCGGUGCGCAAAAGGAUUAAAAUGCAGCUUAACAAGUAUGUCCCGUAGGAAUCCAGUGGGACACUGUAUCUCACUACUCAAGCCCACUGUCGCACCAGUACAAAAGCUGUUAACGAACAAAGUUGUCAUUGACGAAGCAAAUUUAGAACAGCAGUCGAAUUUUCCAAGGCAAAACAUCCCAGGCCAUCCAGUCAGCAAGAUGGCAGAAAAUGACAUUCAUCCUAAGCAGGAGAACAUCAUUAUACCAGAAAAUUAUACAAAACACAGCCCUCAUUCGAGUGAAAUGGAAAGCACAAAUUCUCCUAAAAUUGAUAAUGGCACGGCAAUGAUAAACGCUACACAUAUGCAUGAUCAGACACACCAGAAGAAACCCAACAGAGCUGCUAACAUGGAGGACUCACUCUCCGAAGUAGGCCCAGCAGUGAUCUUCGUGGCAGUCAGUGGAGCUGUGUUUCUAUGUCUCAUUGGUUUGUUAUUUCUUCCGAUUUCUCCAAAAGCAAACAGAGCGCAAAACUCGCAAACUGGUUCAUAACGACAGUCAAAAAAUGUUCGAACAGGUUUUUAAAAAAGCGAAUGUAGCCUCAGAACCAUCACCAAAGAACCAGCCCCUGCACCCACGAAACGGAUUGCUUCAAUUGAAUGGACGAAAAGGAGAAAGAAACGCUCUGAUUGUCAAAAAUAGAGUUUUUUGUCAACUAAUUUAAUCUAAAUUUAAACUACAUCACUAGUCUCUUUUCUGCUAAACUUAAAGCGAGAUCGAGAAGAAAAAAAUGUUAUAUUCGGGACUGAUCACUCGGCAGUUGCAAACGCAGGCUUGUGGUUCUUCGCUGGCCUGAGCAAAACCGUUUUUUAAAUAAAUUAUAAUGCGUUCAGAGAAAUGAAACGCAAAAGUAAAGGCUAUGCGAAUUAAAAUCAAUAAACCAAGCUGCGAGCUGCUCAUUUGUCUCUGUUCAGCUAUUUUCUCAUUGAAAUUCUUCUCCCUCCCCCACCCCUGUUCGGGGGAGCUCUCACGUAGCCCGUGUGCAGUCAUCUACUAUUCACGCAGAAAAAAAAGUGACGUUUUCAAUAUCCGGGAUCACGCUCUAAUUGGUUGCUUAGCAAUAGGUGUUGUCUCCUGGCUUUUAAAGCACGCGAGCUAGGGCGAGCGCAAAACAGAAAGAAAAUCAAAAACUUUGAGAAGUGUCCCCACCCCCGGGCAUUCCAGUCUCCAGUCACAGUCCAUUCCAGCUUUUACUUUAUCGAGCAAAGUCCUUUCUCAACUCAUUUCUGGCACAUGUGGUACCCAUGGUAACACCCACGAUCACUUUAUAAAUCCAAAUCAUCCAACCCCAAAAAUCACAGCAACACGUCACAUAUAAAAGUAGCAAUCUCCUGAUGUAUUACUUCAAGAAGACAUGUCAACAUUUUUAUCCAUCGCGACGGCAUCUUUUAGGCUCGUCUAAGAACUAUAUCUCUACAUAGCUGUAUUCAAUGUGUUUUUGUAGUUUUCUGUGUCCUUCAAGACUCGUCGACUGUUUUCUCCGGAAAGAUUUUCCAUCUCUUGUGGAGUAACUUGCUCGCGUUUCGCAGUCAUGUUGUCCGGCAUGGUCGUGCAAGGACAUAAGAUGUUUCGUAAUCCACGGCGGUAGCUUUCAACAAACGACAGACAAAUGAUUGGAUUGACCAUGGAAGACGAGGAAAACACAAAACUUCUUAGACUAAAAAACAGUCUUUGAGAGGCACAAGACAAAUUCCAGUGUGGUGCGAAAUAUAACAAUGUCGAUGGAAUAACGCAAAUAUAAAACAGCGCCACGAUAAUAACAGCCAUUCGAAUAGCUUGUCUUCGUUUCUUUUCAGAAUGCCUUUGUAGAUUUUGUGUGUUGUUUGUGAGGGCUCUAUUCUGCCUUUUUAAAGCGAUUGCUAUCGCAGUGUACAAAACGGUUAUUACAACUAAUGGAGCAAUAAAAAGCAAAGCAAAUUGUGCAAACGAAAUUGCCGCCGAAACAUCCGGGUUGUCGCCUGUCAGCAGUCCGGGAUCGUUAUCAGAUUUGAUAACCAUGUGACGUCACAACAUGGCGGCCAUUUCAAAAACCGGGAAUUUUCGUAUUCACUUCGCU
Orbicella faveolata is the source of this 3034-nucleotide messenger RNA. RefSeq lists its product as uncharacterized. The record is from RefSeq and is a predicted model, not a curated record. NCBI's taxonomy places the organism in Eukaryota, Metazoa, Cnidaria, Anthozoa, Scleractinia, Merulinidae.